Molecule: messenger RNA, 3966 nt
Organism: Lycium barbarum (goji berry)
Lineage: Eukaryota; Viridiplantae; Streptophyta; Magnoliopsida; Solanales; Solanaceae
Product: sulfate transporter 1.2-like
Exons: 14
Coding region: 1514-3484 (656 amino acids)
Biological process (GO): transmembrane transport
Cellular component (GO): membrane
Molecular function (GO): secondary active sulfate transmembrane transporter activity
Source: RefSeq, a predicted model, not a curated record
AAGGCUAAGUGGGUGGACAAUUAUUUUCCCUAUAUUUUAUAGGUACUAAUUGUGGUCCACUAUCAGUGGUUUCUAAAUAAGGCGUAUGGAAGUUGGCUUUAUUCUUGCCAGUGCAUAUUUGUUCUGCUAAAAUUGGAAUAACAAACCUUUUUUUUUUAUAUUAAGUUACUUCAAAUAUCUUGGUCUGGACUUCAAUUAUUUUAGCCAGUUCAUGACCUGUUUUGUUUAAAUUAGCAUUUCAUAAAAGCACAUUUGCUGGAAAUCAUAUGGAAAAAUUCCGAGAAGUCCUUUACGACUAUACUAUAUAGGACGGAGAGUUACGUUGUUCACUUUUGGAAAAUUAGCUACUUCUCAGAAAGUUAUAUAAAGUAAAUACGGGUGACAUUCUGUUCUACAGCUACAACGCUUACUAUUUGUUAUUACUAUUAAGCAACUUAAUAGUAGAAUUACUUUCGCACUACUAAUUAUGCACUAAAAAAACUUUCAAUUGCCAAUGUUGGAAUCCAUUAAUCUAAAAAUGCUAGGGGAUGGAGAGUGCUGGAAAAAUGUAAUUCUUAAAUCUUCAUAGUAUUGGCUUAUCAUUUUUCUUGGCUAAUAGAAUAAGUAUAUUGUUAAAUGAUCUUGAUUUAUAUGCUGUAGAUUUUGCUGUUUGCCUCUCUCCCCUCCCAACAAAAAAAAAGAAAGAAGAGUAAAAUAGAAGGUAAAAGUGAAUGAGCAUAACAUUGGAAAUAUACCAUGGAGUUCAGUGUCGAUUCAAAAUUUAGACGUUGUGGGUUCUGAGUUGAGAAAACGAGUUCUGAAAUAUAUAUAUAUAUAUAUAUAUUUAUAAUAUGCCUACAGUUGAGACUCAAUUAAUUAAAACGAGUUAUUUCUCAACUUCAAUGAGGUACUCAAUUAAUUUUAAACAAGAUAUUUAAGAUAGAUGCCUACAUUUGAAGAGACGUCAAUGAAUUCCUCAAAUAUAAUAAAUUCAAGCAUCAUAUGAACUGAAAGCCUCUUUUCUCUUGUCAUAUGUUGAACAAAGUUCAUGUUCUCUGUCAUGAAUUUGACACUAGAGAAACAUUACAUCAUUUGAAAGUUGUUCUAGAUUCUUCCUGGUGAAAAAUCUUUGUACUAUGUGAGGAAAAUGACCUGCCUUAUUCUGAACAUACCAAACUGUAGAAUAAACAGUCCUUUAGUUAUGGUUGCGGUGGUUUUGGUUGUCAUAUUGAUCAAUCUUAUCAUACCUGAUUUUGUUCAAAUUAUAGCGGUCAUUAACAAUUCGUGCUCACUUUCUUUAAAUCAAUGGUUAUCGACGAUCCAUUUGUCUUUUAGACAGAAUAUAAAAUUGUUCUGUAGCUUUUAAAAUCAGUAUGUGCCUAGCAAAAGCUUGCUUUUAGGACACCACCAAUACUCUUCUAUCUAUAUAAUGGACCAGCAAGAACUUUCAAAUGUAGUGCAAAGUUCAACAAGAUUUGGAACUUCAUUAGCAGUAAAAGCCUCCAAAAGGGUGAAUUAGCUGUUCUUUUCUAGCAUGAGUCAUUCUAAUGUCAACGCAGAAGAAAGAAAAGAGAUGGACAUAAGGAGCUUUUCAUCUUCACAACACAACCAAACACCCUAUAUUCACAAGGUUGGAGUCCCUCCAAAACAGGACAUUUUCAAAGAGUUUAAGACUACCGUGAAGGAGACAUUCUUUGCGGAUGAUCCACUACGUUGUUUCAAAGAUCAACCGAGGUCUAGGAAGAUUGUACUUGGUUUACAGGCAAUAUUUCCAAUACUAGAGUGGGGUAGAAACUAUAAUUUUAGAAAAUUCAGAGGUGAUCUUAUCGCUGGUCUCACCAUUGCAAGUCUUUGCAUUCCUCAGGACAUUGGCUACUCAAAGCUUGCAAAUUUAGCUCCUCAGUAUGGAUUAUACUCCAGCUUUGUUCCACCACUAGUUUACGCCUUCAUGGGCAGUUCAAGAGAUAUAGCCAUAGGGCCUGUGGCUGUUGUGUCACUCUUGCUAGGGACUUUGCUUCGGAAUGAAAUUGAUCCGACUACAAAUCCAACCGAGUAUCUGAGGCUUGCUUUCACAGCUACAUUUUUCGCUGGCAUUACUCAGGCUACUCUUGGGAUCCUAAGAUUAGGCUUCUUAAUUGACUUUCUAUCUCAUGCUGCUGUAGUUGGAUUCAUGGGUGGUGCUGCCAUCACAAUUGCCCUUCAACAGCUUAAAGGUUUUUUAGGCAUUAAGAAGUUUACUAAGAAAACAGAUAUCAUUUCUGUGAUGAAAUCAGUGUUUCAUUCGGUCGACCAUGGAUGGAACGGGCAGACAAUUCUCAUUGGAUCAGCGUUUUUAACUUUCCUUUUGUUCGCGAAGUACAUUGGAAAGAAGAAUAGAAAGCUGUUUUGGGUACCUGCAAUUGCUCCUUUGAUUUCUGUCAUUCUUUCGACUUUCUUUGUCUACAUUACCCAUGCUGAAAAGAAGGGAGUUGCCAUUGUAGGAUACAUUGAGAAAGGAAUAAAUCCUCCAUCUGUCAAUAAAAUAUAUUUCACCGGUGACUAUCUCUUAAAAGGGAUGAGGACUGGUAUGGUAGCUGGUGUGAUUGCAUUGACGGAAGCUGUUGCAAUUGGAAGAACCUUCGCGUCAAUGAAGGACUACCAGUUGGAUGGAAACAAAGAGAUGGUGGCACUUGGAACUAUGAAUAUCAUUGGCUCGAUGACGUCCUGUUAUGUAGCAACAGGUUCCUUUUCUCGGUCAGCAGUAAAUUACAUGGCGGGCUGCCAAACAGCAGUUUCCAACGUUGUCAUGUCCGUCGUCGUGUUCUUAACUUUGGAAUUCAUAACACCUCUUUUUAAGUAUACUCCGAAUGCAAUCCUUGCUGCCAUCAUCAUCUCAGCUGUACUCGGCUUAAUUGACUAUGAAGCAGCAAUUUUGAUUUGGAAGAUUGACAAAUUUGACUUUGUUGCUUGCAUCGGGGCAUUUUUUGGCGUGGUUUUUGCCUCUGUUGAGAUUGGUCUUUUAAUCGCGGUGACAAUAUCAUUUGCUAAGAUUCUCCUCCAAGUCACAAGGCCGCGAACAGCUACUCUUGGCAGGAUACCCCGGACAAACGUAUAUAGGAAUAUUCAACAAUACCCUGAGGCAACCAAAGUUCCUGGUGUAUUGAUUGUUAGAGUUGAUUCUGCUAUAUACUUUUCAAACUCUAAUUAUAUCAAAGAAAGGAUAUUGAGAUGGCUAAUGGAUGAGGAAGAACAUUUAAAAGCAGCUGGCCUUCCUAGAAUUCAAUUCUUGAUCGUUGAGAUGUCGCCUGUUACUGACAUUGACACCAGUGGCAUUCAUGCCUUGGAAGAGUUGCUAAGAAGCCUAAACAAGAGAAAUGUUCAGCUUGUUCUGUCGAACCCCGGUAGAGUGGUGAUUGACAAGCUACAUGCAUCCAAUUUUCCAAGUCAAAUUGGUGAGGACAAGAUAUUUCUCACAGUUGCUGAUGCUGUGCUAACCUGUUCACUAAAAUUGCCUGAAGAUGUUUAAACAUUGUAAACAAGAACUAUACAAUGUAUGUACAAGAAGGCAAGGGGGAAAAGAAAAAUCAAUCAGAAGUAGCAUGAGGGACUAUAUUGAAUAGAAUAUAUAGAGUGAAUUAAUACCAAAAAAAAAAAAAAAAAAAAAAAAAAAGAGCUGGAUUCUAUUUUUGGUGACUUGUGGGAUCCUCAGAAAAAGUGAUGGGAUAUUAAUCCAAUCCAAAACAGAUAGUGCCUACUGGUCCUAGCCAAUUGCCAUAAAGAGUUCUUGUUUGGUUAAAGUUAGUACAGUUAAAAAUAUGAUAGCUAUGAUUUUAACUUUUAUGGUUAAAAUGUAGUCUUAUAUUAUGUUGAAGAGUUCCCCUUGUCUUUCUUGUUAUUGCUAGAGGCAAUUAUGUACUAACCAGGACCCCUAUGGUCGUAUUCUGUAUAAUAUUUAAGAUGUUUUUGCUCACAUCGUUAAAAAAGAUAAUAGUGUUUACUUUAGUAUUA